This is a messenger RNA of Kazachstania africana CBS 2517, 558 nucleotides long. It is a transcript of the gene MET32, whose product is annotated as Met32p. Lineage: Eukaryota; Fungi; Ascomycota; Saccharomycetes; Saccharomycetales; Saccharomycetaceae. The record is from RefSeq and is a predicted model, not a curated record. The transcript has a single exon. Gene Ontology annotation, molecular function: DNA-binding transcription factor activity, RNA polymerase II-specific; RNA polymerase II cis-regulatory region sequence-specific DNA binding. The coding region runs from base 1 to 558 and encodes 185 amino acids. Gene Ontology annotation, biological process: regulation of DNA-templated transcription.
AUGAAUGAGGAUUCCAUAUUUUACAAUCAAGCCACAGAUGCUAUAAUAUCAUUAGACUCUAUAUGUGAUUUGGAUCCUGUAAUAAAAGAGUUACUGUCUCGUAUAACUCUAAAUAAUGUAAAUAAAACUGAGCCAAAUGAUAAUAUUCCACUUCCUACUCCCAAUAGCAACACAUAUCGUUAUGAUAACACGUUAGAUGUGUUCAAUAGAGAUCAUGCCGCCACCUCUGAUAUUAAUGGUUCAUCCACUGAGAAGACUAAGAAUUCAAACAAAAGAUCGAAACAUAAUAAGACUAGAGAAUAUAAGUGUCUGAAAUGUGAUUUGAAGUUCUCGAGGUCAUCAGACUUAAGGAGACAUGAAAGGGCACAUUUACCUAUCUUACCAAAUAUUUGUCCACAAUGUGGGAAAGGUUUCGCAAGGAAGGAUGCAUUGAAAAGACAUUUUGAUACUUUGACAUGUAAAAGGAAUAGAAGCAAAUUACAUACAAUCGGCAACAACGAACAAAUUAGUGAAAUCUUGGAAGUAUUAAGGCAAAAGGCUUCAGAUCAUCAUGGAUAA